AUUUGGACUUGGUGUUGAAGCAAAGGUCAAUGAGUAGUUUUCUUAAGCUUGUUUUUACUUAAUUAUAUAUGUUCUUAUUUACUCCAAAAUUUGUUUGUUGGUGAAUUAGAGCCGGAGGAAUUCUAGAUAAGGAAGGAGAUGCACGGGAGCUGCUAGUUGGAAAAGACACAAGCUUCUUAAGACAGACACCAAAACUGUCCAUAGGGCUGAUGUUGCAGAAGUCUGCAUUCAGGCAUUGCUAUUUGAGGAAGCCAAGAACAAAGCUUUCGAUCUUGGUUCAAAGCUAGAGGGAACAAUAAGGACAUUUGGGAUGCAAUGUAUCAAAUCUUCAAAAAACAAAUCUCGGGGGUCAAUUCGAAAGGCGCCCAUAAUAGGCGAAACAUAUAGAAGUUGUUGUUUUCUAUCACCCGCUUCGCUAUCGCCACAAGAACACAGACGGAGAGAGCGAUUUGCUCACUUCCGAUAUCGUUCGGAUUUUUCUUCUUCUUCAUCGUUCGGUGGAUUCUUUAUCUGAAGCAUCGAUGAUGUCGGUGAGGGCAAUCAAUGGUUGCUCCAUCUUUCGCACCGCCUCUUCCGGCGGUGGUCCUCCCGUCUCCUUACUUCGCCACCGUAUUCAGCGCCUCAGAGCAACUCAUCUCCGUGAAUUCUCAAAAUUAGGGUUAGAUUUUCCAUUACUUCGCAUUAAUAGGCGAUUUCUCGGGAAUAAUGGAGGUAGUGAUGCUACGAGCUGUUCAUCUUGCAUUCAUAGUCUAGUCGAAAGUGUUUCCGAAGAGCUCCAGUCCAUAAACAGGCGUAAGGGAAGCCGUACCAGAGUUCGUGCCAGUGUUAAGGUUAAAUUAACAAGCUAUGGAGAGGUUCUGGAGGAUAAGCUAGUAAACCAGGAACUAGAGGCCGGUUUGCUUCUGGAGUUUAAGAAGGACGCAGACAGAGUAUUGUUGGCAGUUUCUCAUAGACGUGAUGGCAAGAAGAACUGGAUGGUCUUUGAUCAGAAUGGUGUUACUUGUUCCAUCAAACCGCAGCAAAUUACGUACAUCGUUCCGGGUGUUUAUAAUUUUGACCAUACAGGAGUUACUGAUUUUCUCCAGAGGGCUCAGGAAAAUUUGGAUCCCCAACUGCUUGAGUUUGCUUGGAUCGAGUUACUUGAGAAGAACAAACCUGUAACGCCAGAAGAGUUAGCAGAGAUGAUAUAUGGUCGCUCAGAUUCUCUUGAAAGCUAUUGUGCUCAUUUUUUGUUAUCACAAGACGAGAUAUACUUUUCUGUCUUAGAGUCCAAAGGUUCUCGAUCAAUAUAUAGCCCCCGGCCUACUGAACAGGUGGAAGAGCUUUUACGCAGGCAACGCAUGAAGGAGGCAGAAGAAAAAGAGUUUCAGGAGUUUAUUCAGUUGUUGAAGUCUGCCAAGAAGGCGCCUAGUCACGCCAAGCCCCUCAAAUCUUCUUGGCUAGCUGAUGAUAAAGUGCAAGAUAAUAUACGCGCACUUGAAGCUUAUGCUAUUGAUGCAUGGGCAAGCACUGACCAGCGGAAAAUUGCCGGAACGAUCUUAAAGUCCAUGGGGUUACAGAAAACAUCUGUCUCGGCACUAAACCUUCUCAUAGAUAUUGGAUAUUUUCCUGUACAUGUCAAUCUUGAUCUGCUUAAGCUAAAUCUUCCAACCCACCACUCAGAAGCUAUCACUGAAGCUGCUGAAGUUCUUCUUUCAGAAUCAUCUGAUAUUGAUGCGGUUAGGAGGAUUGAUCUCACACACUUGAAGGUUUAUGCAAUUGAUGUUGAUGAGGCUGAUGAGCUUGACGAUGCCCUCAGUGCAACUAGAUUGCAGGAUGGACGGAUAAAGAUCUGGAUACAUGUUGCUGAUCCUGCUAGAUAUGUUACACCUGGGAGUAAAGUGGACAGAGAGGCACGCAGAAGGGGAACUUCUGUCUUUCUGCCUACGGCUACUUAUCCAAUGUUUCCAGAGAAGCUUGCCAUGGAAGGAAUGAGUUUAAGACAAGGAGAAAACUGCAAUGCUGUCUCUGUAUCUGUUGUCCUGCGUCCUGAUGGCUGUAUUGCAGAAUAUUCAGUAGAGAACUCAAUCAUCAGACCGACCUAUAUGUUGACAUAUGAAAGUGCUUCUGAGCUGCUUCACUUGAACCUAGAAGAAGAAGCUGAACUAAGAUUGCUGUCUGAGGCAGCUUUCAUUCGCUCUCAGUGGCGCAGUGAACAGGGUGCAGUGGACACAACUACUCUAGAAACUCGUAUCAAAGUGGUUAAUCCUGAGGAUCCAGAACCUUUGAUAAAUCUCUAUGUAGAAAAUCAAGCAGAACGAGCGAUGAGACUUGUCUUCGAAAUGAUGAUUCUUUGUGGGGAGGUUAUAGCAACGUUUGGGUCUCAGCAUAAUAUCCCAUUGCCAUAUAGAGGACAGCCACAGUCAAAUAUUGAUGUAUCUGCAUUUGCGCAUCUUCCAGAAGGACCCGUACGUUCGUCAUCCAUUGUCAAAGUAAUGCGUGCUGCAGAAAUGAAUUUUAGAUGUCCUGUUCGACAUGGAGUGCUUGGAAUUCCUGGUUACGUUCAGUUCACAUCUCCCAUUCGUCGAUACAUGGAUCUUACUGCACACUAUCAGAUUAAGGCUUUUCUUCGAGGAGGUGACAAUUUUCCAUUCUCGGCUGGUGAGUUAGAAGGUAUAGCAGCAUCUGUAAACAUGCAAAGCAAAGUGGUGAGGAAACUCUCAAACAGCAGUCUCCGCUAUUGGGUAAUAGAGUUUCUCAGAAGACAACAAAAGGGUAAAAAGUACACCGCAUUGAUCUUGAGAUUUGUCAAAGACCGGAUUGCAUCACUUUUGUUGGUUGAGGUGGGUUUUCAAGCAACUGCGUGGGUGUCAGAAGGCAAACAAGUGGGAGAUGAAAUCCAAGUUAAAGUAGAAGAAGCUCAUCCCCGCGACGAUCUUAUUCUUUUCAAAGAGGUUAUCUAAAGAAUUUAAAACACGUAGUUCCCGGGAAAUUCAUCAGAACUCGUUUCUCUAGUUAUGGAGAAGCCUGAAACUAAUAGAGAGCUUGUGUUUGCAAGAGAGGAAACUUGCUGAUGGACGCAGCCAGUGGUGACUCGAGCUAUGAUCUGCCUUAAGAGCUGAUCGCAUGGUAAUAUGGAUACGCGCUUUUAGGAUUCAUAGAAUUUUACAUCAUGUUGUUAUUGUUUAAGUCAAUAUAGGAAACUUGCUUUUGUUCUGUAGAGCAACUGAAAAAAAAAAGAAGGGAAUGUGAAUAUAGUAUUUCAUUGUCGAAUUUGAUCGAGCUAAUGUCUGAAACAGCGCUCGAAGGCCUUGAGAAAAGUAUUCACUUGAUAUAUUAAGAUGUUGAGAUUGUUUGUUUCUUCAAA
Messenger RNA from Capsella rubella, 3346 nucleotides. Its product is annotated as ribonuclease II, chloroplastic/mitochondrial. Gene Ontology annotation, biological process: mRNA catabolic process. Gene Ontology annotation, molecular function: 3'-5'-RNA exonuclease activity; RNA binding. The transcript has 17 exons. Lineage: Eukaryota; Viridiplantae; Streptophyta; Magnoliopsida; Brassicales; Brassicaceae. Gene Ontology annotation, cellular component: exosome (RNase complex); P-body. The coding region runs from base 522 to 2942 and encodes 806 amino acids. The record is from RefSeq and is a predicted model, not a curated record.